UGCAGUGAGACAUCAGAAAUAUUUGUUGACAGUCGCCAGGUUUAAACACAUCCAAUUGUCCACAACUUGGGCAAUUCGCUACUCAUCCGUUCAAUUGCUAUAAAACACUUAGCGAUAAUUUCUCGACACGCAGCAAUAAAUCAUCGCAAUUUUUUGCCCUCGAUUGUCACGUAAUUUUGAACCAUUUGAUUUGAUAACUUUAAAAACCACUACAACGGCUACAGCAGUGCAAAGAAUACUGAAGUUGUUGAUGCAACUGCAGCAUAAAUUGUUGCGAAAACUAGUCUACCUGAGCGCGUCGAACAUAUACUAAACUGUAUUAAAGGUGUGGUUCAUCUACUUACUGGAAUCCGCCGUUGUCUUUAUAGCCACUGUAAAAAAGUGCAUUUUAAAAUAAAGGGGUUAUCCCUAGUCAAGAAGUGCUGCGGAUCGUGCUACACGAAAAUUAUUUUCAUUUAUCCUUACAGAUAUAAAUUGUAAAACUGGGUAAAUUGUGGUUUCUGGUUAAAGAUUACCUUUUCGCGAAAAUGGGCCCGCCCACAAGUACAACUCUUAAUGGAACUGAGCUACCACCAAAAACUACCGAACGGAGCGGUGCGCCUCGUGAACUCACCGGCUACCGGAGAUGGCUGCAAGAUAAUCUAAUGUUGCUGGUGACACUGUCUGGAGUUUUAUUGGGAGUUAUUUUCGG
Messenger RNA from Rhagoletis pomonella (apple maggot), 691 nucleotides. Its product is annotated as excitatory amino acid transporter-like. Gene Ontology annotation, biological process: L-glutamate transmembrane transport. Gene Ontology annotation, cellular component: plasma membrane. Lineage: Eukaryota; Metazoa; Arthropoda; Insecta; Diptera; Tephritidae. The record is from RefSeq and is a predicted model, not a curated record. Gene Ontology annotation, molecular function: L-glutamate transmembrane transporter activity; neutral L-amino acid transmembrane transporter activity; glutamate:sodium symporter activity.